This is a messenger RNA of Dendronephthya gigantea, 1735 nucleotides long. Its product is annotated as protein LTV1 homolog. Gene Ontology annotation, biological process: ribosomal small subunit biogenesis; ribosomal small subunit export from nucleus. NCBI's taxonomy places the organism in Eukaryota, Metazoa, Cnidaria, Anthozoa, Malacalcyonacea, Nephtheidae. The transcript has 15 exons. Gene Ontology annotation, cellular component: cytosol; preribosome, small subunit precursor; nucleus. The coding region runs from base 198 to 1589 and encodes 463 amino acids. The record is from RefSeq and is a predicted model, not a curated record.
UGUUGCAAUUAACCAGAAACUUCAAAGAGAAACAUGGUGGAAAGAAUGUGAAAAACAGAAUUAAAGAAAAAGGGGAUAAUUAUAUAGUAUUCGGGGAAGAUAUUACGUCCUAGUUGAAGCACUACUUCGAAACUUGCUUCGUAAGGGAAACAUAUGCUGUAGAUACAACUAUUUGAUGUGCAACAACAUCAUUCAUUAUGGGCAAGAAGAAGAAGUUUAUUGAUAAGAAGAAUGCCGUUAGCUUCCGUCUGGUCCACCGGAGUCAGCGCGAUCCACUACAGGCAGAUGAAGAUAGUUCAAAACAUGUUUUAUUACCUGUGGGAAACACUGAAUUAUCACACGAUCAGACACACCAGGCAACUGGUUAUCAAGGUGAAACAGUAGAGGAACGUAAGAAAGAGCAGCGGGAUUAUGGUGUAUUUUAUGAAGACGAUUACGACUACCUUCAACAUUUAAAGCCAAGAACUGACACAACUCUAGAGCCCUUACCUGACAAUGUUACUGUGAUUGAAGCGAAGAAAUCUGAUGUGAAAAAGUUUGGAAAGGUGUCCUUGCCCAGGGAAGUAUUUGCGUCAGGUCAUGAAGAAAAGGAAGGGAUUCUCAACUUAGCUGUUCCUAUUUCAGGUCCCCAGCCAGACUGGGAUCCAGAUAUUGUUGCUGCUUUGGAUGAUGCAAUUGAUUUAAAUGAUCCUGAGAAUAUUUUAGAUGAUGAUUUUAUUCUGCAGGCUAAUGAAUCCUUUGAGGAAGACAGUGAUAUUGAAGGAUCCAAUGAACGUGUGAAAAAUGAUGAAUAUAACUUUCCAUCUGAUGGAGAUUAUGAUGAUGACGACAAUGAUAGUUUUGACUUUGGUGAUGAUGACGAUGAUGAAGAUAUUAAGUCUAGAUUUUCAAAUUAUUCUAUGACAUCAUCUGUCAUACGUCGGACUGAAGGACUUUGUCUUCUAGAUGAUAGAUUUGAUAAGAUAAUGGAAGAGUAUGAGGAUGAUGAGAUAGGAGCACUCGACCACGAGGAGGUUACUGGUGACAGGAGCCUGAAUGAUCCACUUUUGGAAAGCAUAAAAAAUGAAAUAAAUGAUAAAGAAGUGGGUGGAAGCGAGGCCGUGACAAUGUCAAGAGUUCGGUUUGAUAUUCCAGAGAAUGAGAGGUCAGGAGGUGAAGAUGACGGCUUUACAAGAAUUACAGAGGUUCCCAAGGAAGAAUGGGACUGUGAAUCUGUUCUAAGUACCUACUCGAACUUGUACAACCAUCCAGCUUUAAUUAAAGAAUCUUCACAAACAAAGGAUUCUGGCGCGAAGCGUAUCAACUUAUCAAAACGGGAAGGCAUACCACUCGGCGUUCUUUCGGACGGAAUAAAAAACAAAGGUUGCGAGGCCCCUCAAACGAACCAAUCAGAAGAAUCCCAACCCGCGUGUCACGUGAGAUCACGCGGGGAAACGAGAGAAGAGAAAAAGACGCGAAAACAACUGGUCAAACAGGAAAAACAGGCUAGACGCGUCGAAAAGAAAACAAACAAAUUGUUAUUUAAGGAGGAACGCAAGCGACAAGAAAAAUCCCAGUCUUCGCUGGUUAUCGGCCAGAAAUUACAGUAAACAGUUUAUUCGAGCCAUUCAUAAGAAACCCAACCGUUUCAUUAAAAAUGGUGGAAUGACUCGAUGUGUAAAUAAAAUAAUUGGUGUGAAGAUGAAAAUUUUAUUGUAUUAAUAAAAGCGAAAACUAAAAUUAAUGGGAAAAAACA